AUGGAAAGAAGUGUGACAGAUAAAUGGACAACACGUGAUGAAAAAGGUGAUAUAAUGGAUGAACGGUUGAUUAGAAGUUGGAAAGGUGAAACCGAUGGAUUACGACGCUGUUAUGAUGGUACCGGUGAAACAUGGCAUCGUAAAAUAGAGGUAUCACCAGAAGGCACCGCAUCAUUUGUUAAUAACAGGCGCUUUUAUACAAAAGAUUAUGUUAUCGAGAGUGAAACUCGCAAUGCAUAA
Molecule: messenger RNA, 240 nt
Organism: Acanthocheilonema viteae
Lineage: Eukaryota; Metazoa; Nematoda; Chromadorea; Rhabditida; Onchocercidae
Source: the annotation of a GenBank genome assembly